Messenger RNA from Stylonychia lemnae, 642 nucleotides. NCBI's taxonomy places the organism in Eukaryota, Ciliophora, Spirotrichea, Sporadotrichida, Oxytrichidae. The record is from the annotation of a GenBank genome assembly.
AUGAAAUCUAAAAAUAAGAAAUAGCUCGGAUCAAGACUUAUUAAACACUAAACAUUAGACAAAGGAAAGUUAAAUAAUUAACAAUCUAAAAUGACUCUUAAGUAGAAUAAAACAUCUGAAUUAAAUAUUGAGGAAGCUCAUGAAAUUAAUAAUAAACUUAGAGGUAUUGUUUCAAAUGAUUUGAUAUUUGAGGGAACUAGAAUGGAAAAGGAAAAAGUUGGAUAACUCAAUAAGCUAUUUCAGUCCUUUGAUAAUUAAACUAAAAUGUUCCACUAAACUUAAACAAACAAUAAGCAAUACUAAGUAUCCAAAAGACUUAUGAUUUCAACCACUAGCUCUCAGAAAAAGAUAAACUCUCUAAUUUAACCUCAUAAAAAUUAAUCCAGCAAAGUUGAGUCUCAACAUGAAUAAUAUUAAGAUAAUCAAUUGAGUCAAGAUUUCUGUUAGUUUGAUGAUUAUAUUUCUGAUGCUAAGGAUAUUUCCCCUAAGUUAGUCAGGAAAAGUCUAAACCAUGGCAAAAAAGACUAGUCUUAAUAAAAAUCAUAAUCUCAAAAAGUUAAUUAAAUACUCAAUAGGGAUCCGGAUAACAAUUUAUAAAGUCACAAUUCCAGAAAUGGAAAAGAGGAAAGUAAUGAUGUUUGA